GUAAUGCCCAAUGUCGCCUUCAAUCUCUGGGCGAAGGACCUCUGGGACCUACCAUUAAAACCCAUCAUGGUUCCCUCGAUCGUUUGCUACAACAACAACAACAACAACAACAGCAGCAGCAACACCAUCAGAAACCCCCAGCACCACUUCCUCCACCUCCACCACCGGCACUAUCGUCAUCAUCGCAACCCUCGCAAAAUGUUACCUCUGAGCGUUCCAUUAGCUGGGUGGUCGAUGGCGGUGGUGCUGGUGCCUUACUCACUGCCUCCUCCGAUGAGAGUGAUGAAAAAAAGAAAAAGAUCUCAGAGAAGCAACCACCCACUGCCAAAGAGGAAUUUGAUCGCGGAGUUGAGGUCGAGAAAUUCUAUCAUCAAAUAAACGGAGAUAUAUUUGAAAUCACCCGUCGGGUGAGAGCCCGCGAUGAAGAAACCAUGGAACAGCGAUGCAUACGCCGCAAACAGCAGCAGCAUCAGCACCAACAACAACAGCCGCGGGCCCCUCAAUUGCCGCCACGGCGGCAGAAAAGUGCCGAAGAGGUUGCCUCCGUGCCAAAAAGCGCCUUGCGUCAAGCACCCGAACAAUUAGAAUGGUUCGAUCGCAAGGCCCAACAACGUCAUUCGGCUAGAUCAGCCGAGGGCGGACAAGUCAGAGAGGAGACCAUGGAAUGGCUUAAGCUACAAAGUAAUGCUGCAGCACCUGUUCCACGCACCUCUUCGGGUCCCAGCGAGAUAACGGUGAUGAAGGACGAGCUACCCGAAUGGUUACUUGAGCAUUUGCCCAAGAAGAGAGAACAAAAGCGAGAGGCCACCAGCUCAGCUUAUGCCAAGGCUUUAUCUGAGCUGCUGAAGAAACCAUUAUCACGACAAAGUUCGGGUCCCUGUGAGUUCUCUCUGCUGAAGACCGACAUUGUCGAAUGGUUAACAAAAAUGCAAAUAAGUGGCCAAGCACAAAAGUCAUCAACGUCCAGGCGCUCGCAUCAUCGUCGUAAUGGCAGCUCUGGUGGUGGUGGAGACGCAUUUAGAUCCAAUUCGCAAGAAGAACAACAGAUUAUCUCCUCGUAUCAUCGCAAAAGACAUUCCCUUGGCCACAGUGGUGAGGAGGAAGUGCAGCAGCAACAACAACACCUGCAGCAGACAGUCGAUUGGAUAGCCUAUCCGUUGAAUAAACUGCAAUCGUUGGGCAAGCAGCCUUUACCGCCGACUAAUGUGCCCAGCGGUUAUGCUGUGCCUCGUUCCAGGGAACGCAAAUUGCGUCAUUCUGCCAGUGAAGUGGUCACUGGAGGCACUGGGGUAUCCUCGCAAACCGUUCAACCCUCCAUGCAACCCAAUCUCGAAAGGCUUUAUGCGAAACCGCAUAAAGAACGAUAUCAGUAUGUGGCCAAGAAGGAUCAUGUGUCAUCCAAGCGGGAACGUUCGCGGCGCCAUCAAACUCAAAGAUCGGCCACUGUCUCAGACAUGUCGAUGGAUCGUCGCGGUGGCCAUCACAAGCGUAAAUCCUCGAGUGCUGAGAGAGCACCUCGUUCACCAUCGCCCACACCCUGCACCGAUCCAUCUUGCCCACUAAUGCCCAUAUGUACGGAUCCGCAUUGUAGGUAUCAAGAGUGCCAGGCGACAACCUCGUCCAUUUCAUCAGUAAAUUUGCAGCGGCAUCAACAAUUGGCCCAAGUCCAGCUGCAUGCAGUGCCUGCUCAUUUAGUUGGCUCUUCGGAAGCACCAACAACGCCCUCAACAACAGCAACGCCACCGCCACCGCCUCCCCAAGCAACAGUAAUAGCUGCUGCAGCAGCAGCAGCAGCAGCAUCAUCAUCAGCAGCUCCGCCUCCGGAACGACGCCGUUUGGUCAUUUGCCAUGAAUGUCGGUCGUGUGCACCGCUGUUGGCUUGCCAGAAUCGUAAAUGUCUCAAUGCCGCCAAAUGUAAUUCACUGCCACGCUGUGCCGCUGAUUUUAAUCGCCUUCGAACUCAGUUGGCUCAGCCCCCCCUGACUUUAGAUGACAUUGAGCCGGCGCCAUUGGAUAUUGAAAUGCAACCGCUGCCCUCACCGCCACCGAUGCGUCACCAUCAACAGCAUCAGCAGCAACAACAACAGCAACAGCAACUGCAUCAUCAGCAUCAUCAUCGCAGUAAUUCACAGCCAAAUACUUUACAAAGAGGCGACUCGAAUGCCUCAUCGACAGCCUGGUUAGAGCCACAUACAGCUCUGGUCCAGCAGCAGCAGCAACAGCAGCCGCCUCUACCCACAUAUGUCGUCCAUCAUUCCAAUGGUAAUGGUAAACUUAUGAAAUCAGCUUCAGCUGCCUCAUUAAAUUCCCGCCGACGUCGUCAUAAAACCGUGCACUUUGGUGAGAACCUACUUAGAGAGGUUUGCCAGAAUCGAAAAUUGAUUAAAGAGGAAAGCCAUGCCCCACCAUCCGGUUCGGCCCCGAUGAAGGCCAACAUACAAAUGUUGUACAAUUUCGUCGAGGGUGUCCUCAGUGCCUGGGUCGAUGAUGAUGAGGAUCAAGUGCGUUCGGGUGCAGAAUCGGAACCGGAACAUGGUGUUGUCGCCCUACAGCCGAUACAUCGUUGCAAUCGUUUGCGUUAUCAAUGCAUUCGUCGCAUUGUCGAGGAAGCAGCCGAUCUACAGGGCACUCUCAAGCUGGGUAACUCACGCUAUCGUCAUCGACAUUGGCGUAGUACGGCCAAGCAGUGCAACGAAAUGUUCCUUCGCAAGAUUUCUGACGAUGAUCGAAUGAGCCUCACAACUGCCGUUUCGGAUGAAGAUGAUGGCGAAAGUGUCAUGGCGUCACCAUAUAAAGCAAAGGCCACUGGCACAGCUGCAUCCUCCUUCAAUUGCACUGGAGCUGUACGUAAAGCUGGUUUUCUAUCGGUAAAGAAAUGGUUACUACGCAAAAAGCAUCAAAUCGAACUGGCACGCAAACGAGGCUGGAAAGGCUAUUGGGUAUGCCUAAAGGGCACCACAUUGCUCUUCUAUCCAUGCGAUUCCCGCGAGGGACGAAGUGUGGAGGCAGCACCGAAGCAUUUAAUUAUUGUGGACGGUGCAAUUAUGCAGCCCAUACCCGAGCAUCCAAAGCGUGACUAUAUCUUUUGCCUGAGUACGGCAUUUGGUGAUGCCUAUCUCUUCCAGGCGCCCUGUCAGGUGGAGCUCGAGAAUUGGGUGAAUAGUAUUCAUAGCGCCUGUGCUGCUGCCUUUGCACGUCAUCGCGGUAAAACCGGCACAUUGCAUCUACUUCAGGAGGAGAUCUUUCGUUUGGAGAAGGCCAUUGAAUCGGAUCACAAACUCAAGCACAUGGCCGAGUUGCAGCAAUCAGUUGUCACCGAUCAGGAGACACGGCAUCAGAUUCAAACACAGAUUUUACAAUGGGAAGAGAAUUUGGAGCGUUUGCAUUGUGAGCAAUUUCGAUUGCGUUGCUAUAUGGCAUCGCUGCAAAGCGGCGAAUUGCCCAAUCCCAAGUCUCUACUCACACAUGUGUCGCGACCGACAAAGAAUACAUUGAAUAAACUUGGCGUCUUUACGGUCUCCUCAUUCCAUGCCUUCAUCUGUGCCAGAUCGCCAUCGCUGCUUAAUAAUCUAUUGGCUGGUCGCGGAGCAACCAAACGUAGGCCACCCAUGCUAUCGCGUUCCAAUAGUGGCUCAAGUCGUCGCUCCAUGCAGAUGAAUUCACGUGACGAACCGGAAAAAACUUUCAAAGUUGCAAUGCCCGACAAUGCUUACUCGACAGUUUAUCUACGUGAUGCCAUGUCUGUCGAAGAAUUCUUGGCCAGCGCCUGCGCCCGUCGCCAGCUCAAUCCCAUGGAGCAUUUUGUGCGAGUUAAGAAGCGACGCGACAUGGAGGAUCAUAAUUACUUUGUGCCGCAUCGCAAUGAUCUAAUUGAAAACUAUCUACAUAAUCAUGAAUUUGUGGAAGUCUGCAUGAAAAUCUUAUAUCAGGUCGAAUUGCAACGUACCACAUUGGAGCAGAUGUGGGGCUUCUCCGUGGAAGCGGAACUGAUCGAGAACGCUGAGCGACAGGAUGAGCUAUGCUGCUAUGUGAGCCGUGUCGAGGACAAAAGUGUGGCCAUGCACAAUGGCAUUAUCAAAGGAGACGAAAUAAUGGUCAUCAAUGGUGCAAUUGUAUCCGAUCUAGAUAUGAUGUACUUGGAGAGUGUCCUACAGGAAGAACAAUCGCUCAGCAUGAUGAUGCGAUCUUCUCGUACAGAGCCACCAGAUCUAGUUGGCAUAAUGCGGGUUACAGAUGAUAUGAUUGAUUCUUUGGUUUGCCCACCGCCACCCACAGAUCCGCCGGUGAUGAGUGAGGAGAUGAUAACGGGCCUGAUAGUACCGGCACCUGGUUGGAAUGGCACUGGCAAGGAUUUGUAUUCACCCGAGGCGGAAAGCUCUCCGGCCCCCUCCUUUGUCGAUCCACAAAUGGCAGCACAAUUGGCUGUCGUUGGCGCUGGAGGCGUUCCUGGUGUCGGACCUGGUGGAUUGGGCGUGGCUAAGCCUACCAGUCGCACGAGCAGCUUUGAAAUUGAAAAUUUACUCAAAACGGCCGAACAAGUUACCGGAUUUUGUCGUUCACCUCAGGAAACACGGAAAUCGAGCCCCACAGGUUCUAUAACCUCAUCAGUAUCAACAACAGCCUUGACACCAUCACGCCAAUUGACCGAUGCCGAGAAAUUAAGGAAAGUCGUUAUGGAGCUAGUGGAUACGGAAAGGACUUACGUAAAGCAUUUGAACAAUCUGCUGGAGCAUUAUCUGGAGCCGAUGAAACGCGAAACAUUCCUAUCAAAUGCCGAGAUAAAUGCCCUGUUCGGCAAUAUCCAUGAGAUUGUCACAUUCCAGAGGCAAUUCUUACAAAAUUUGGAAGAGGCAUUGGAACUUGAACCGGAAUUUAAUAAAUUCGAACAUUGCGGACAAUUCAGAAAUGUCCUCUUUGCCAUUGGUUCAGCAUUCCUUUACUAUGUCAACCAUUUUAAAUUGUAUUCCUCGUUUUGUGCCAGUCACAGCAAGGCUCAAAAGGUUCUACAUCCAAAUGAAGGCAAUCAUGCUCUGCAGGAAUUCUUGGCCGCACGCAAUCCUAAGCAACAGCAUAGCAGCACACUGGAAUCUUAUCUGAUCAAGCCUAUACAGCGUAUCCUUAAAUAUCCUUUGCUAUUGCAACAAAUGCGCAAUUUAACCGAUACUCGAGCCGACGAGCAUGUCCAUCUAUGUGAGGCCCUCAAGGGCAUGGAAAAGGUGGCUGAGCAUAUCAAUGAAAUGCAACGCAUUCAUGAGGAAUAUGGCGCCAUAUUUGAUCAUCUCUUUAGGCAACAUCAAAAGUCAUGCAAGCAGCCAAUCGAUUUGAGUCCAGGUGAUCUGCUCUACUAUGGCGGAGUCGAAUGGUUAAACAUCUCCGAUUUCUUGGGUAAAAUCAAGAAAGGUCUAGAGCUACAUGCCAUGUGCUUUGUCUUCAAAUCAGCUGUGGUCUUUCUCUGCAAAGAGCGUUUGCGUCAAAAGAAGAAACUGAUGGGCGUCUCAAGCAAAAAUGCAACGAACGAAGUGGAAAUUAUACGAUAUCAAGUCCUGAUUCCAGUAACUGAGGUCCAAGUGCGAGCCAGUUCGGCCAAGGAUAUGGAUUCGCACUUCUUGUGGGAAUUGAUACACUUGCGGUCCCAACUGCAACGUCGCUCGGAGAAGGUCUAUGUGCUGUCGAAUAGCACCGCCGAUUUCCGUAAUGCUUUCCUCAAGACCAUACGUCAGAUAAUACGUGAGAGUGUGAGGAACAUGUCAAUUCCCAUGAAGAAUUUUGGUGGUAGCUCUGGCUCCGUAUCGGGUAUGUCCUCACAGGGCGGCGGUGGCGGCGGCAUGAUGCACGGUGGAUAUGCUGGUAAUUCGCAAACCUUGGAGAGACCCAAACAACAGAUUACCAUUGUGCAUGGUUCGCAUACUUUGGGUAAACCCAAGAAGAAAUCCGGUUCUCAGCGACAUUCGGCUGGUAAUAUUGACUAUGAUAAUCUAUCGGGCAGUCAGGAGGGCGAUGAUCUACCUCCAACUGCAGUUGGCGGCAGCGGCGGUGGAGUAGUGCACUAUGCAACGGCCCAACAUGGCCAACAGUUGCAGCCCGGUGGUUUCCGUGGUCGCAGCAAGACGGUGGGCGAUGUCACAGAAAUCACUUACUCUUCCAUAGAUCCCCAACAACAGCAGCAGCAACAACAGCAGCAGCAACAACAACAGCAACAGGCACCUCAAACACAUCCCCAUCCACAUCCGCGAGAGCCACCACCACCACCCAUCAGACAACCACAUUUGCAUCAUCAUAGCAGCGAUAUUGAGCGUAUUGAUCCCGGAACCAAAUCCGAGGGUGAAGAAGACUCACAGCAGGGCACAAUCAGGCCCAAGGCCACACUGGGUCGUACACCCAAUCACCUGACAUUGAGCACCACUUCAACCCUUUCGGUGGGCAGCACUGGCAGUCAGGCUCGUCUCAUACAAUCAUCACAUCCGCCGGCCAGUUACCAGCCGGUUUUAAUGAAGGACCUAGGUAAGCCAUCAUCAUCGAUAUCAUCGCCAGAUGAUGAAACGGAACUCGAAUCGGAAUCGGAGGUUCAUGCCCAACAAGUGGCGGCCUCAUUUAAUUUAAGUUUAGGUAGUAGUGGUAGCCUAUUUGCUGCCAAUGAUUCUCAUUCCCCUCAAUCCCAACAACAACAACAAUUACAACAGAUUCAGAAUUCCCAACACCAAUAUCAUCAUCUAUCACCACGUCAAUCGCCAAGGCAAUCGCCGCGUCAAUCGCCCAAACAAGAGAUCGAAGUAAUCGAAAUCUUUGAAAGUGAAUCCGAGCGUUUGGCCUCGUCCCAACAGGUUGCAGUAGUCCACCAACAUUCAGGUGGGGGUCAGGCCAAACAACGACGUGACCGUGACCGAGACCGUGACCGUAACCGUGACCAAGACCGUGACCAAGACCGUGACCAUAUACAAACCGAUGCCGAGUCAUCAGCUCGAUUCAUGAGCGAAUUGCUCGAACAGGAGAAUCUAGCGGAUGGCACUUGCAAUAUUGUGGCCUAUAUGGCUAGUCUCAGGGAGAAGGCUUUCGAGCCGCAAGAUUUAACCGAGGAAGAGAACGGCGAUCAGCAGCAAAAUGAUUCAAGUCUAUCGCCCGAACCACAGACAGUAGUAGAGAACACGACGACGAGCAAUCAACAGACAGUCGUUGUAGACAUUGAGUCGCCGCAUUCAUCGCGUCCCACAACCGAAUCGGAUAGCACGGCCACAACAGGCCCUUCGGAGCGUUCCGAAGACGAAACAGAAGAAGAAGGUGGCAGCAGCCACAAUAUCUCCUCGCUGGCCUCUCACAUUGUGGUUAUUGACAAGAAGGUCGACAAGAUAUUUAAAACCAAGUCACCAGAUCGUGGAUCAGGCGCAGGCCAAAAAGGCACCACCACCACCACCAGCAGCAACACCGCCUCGAAGGGUUCGAAACGUCAAAGUAUUUACAUUUCACCAGAUCGUUCCAAGUCGCAGGGUAGCUCACCCGUACGCAUAAUUAAAAUAAAAUCCCCACGCUCCAGUCUCAGUGAACAGGGCAGUGGCAAGCGGAGUCGCGACAAUUCCCAGGGUCGUCGUACACCCAGUCCACGACGGUCGUCCGAAGGUGGUGGAGGUAUCCUAAAACAUUCCACGGCACAGCCAACGGGUGGCAUAUUGAAGCCCCAUGUGUCCAGUCCCUCGAAAUCAAAGAGUCCUGAUCGGAGUUGUUUAAAGAAGGGUGGACCCUCUCAUGUCUGCGAAGCAUCAGGAGCAGCAACAACUUCGCUGUCUCCCCGUCACCUCUCUCCACGUAGUAGUCUAGAUCAUUUGUCGCCGGACCGAGCCAGCGGCAAUACUUCCUCUUGUCUGCGUCACUCACCCAUGAGUAGUUUCGAUAGUUCCGAUCAUUUGGAUGUGCCAGGGCGUAAACGUAGCAUGUCUGCCCACGGCAGCUUUGAUACAGGAUCAACCAAAUCGUCGUCUCGUCAUCAGCAGCAGCAGCAGCAAGAGACAUAUCAAUAUUAUCCAGUCUAUGAUAAUCAGACAUGUAGUGAUCAUUAUGUAACCACGGGCAAAUACGGCGGCGGCGGCGGCGGAGGUGGACGUAGUCGUCUCAGUAAGUCACUGGAACGUUCCACCUCCAGAGAUAGUUCGUUGACAAACAGUUCGUAUGGCAUGAGAGGUAGCGGAUAUGCUGGCUAUGGCAAUUUAUCGCCGGAACGUAACUAUGUGGUCUAUAGCUCGGGUCCAUUGCGUUCACAAUCGGCGGAGAAUACCUUCUCGCAACCCAUUUACGAUCAUCCCAUGCCGUUGCGGCAACUUCCGCCACCUCCUCCACAUGCUCAGCAGUAUGUCACCUAUAUGCCAGAUAUGUCAGGAGGCGGCUAUAUGGGAGGACCGCCGCCAAUGGGUUGCACGCACGAUCAGUCCAUCAGCCAGUUGAGCUCCUCGGCUCCCGAGUAUACCACAUGCAUUGAUUGUCUCUAUCAGAAGAGACCCUCCUAGCAUAAGUCCCGCGUGCGGCAAAGUCGCACGCGGAAGAAGACACCAAGAAACAUGGGCAUGACCAUGGGAGGAGUUGGCGGUGUGGUGGUUAGUGCCCAACCAACGGCUAGUGGUGGCAUAGGAUUUGUCCCAGAGAUGG
Messenger RNA from Drosophila willistoni, 8631 nucleotides. It is a transcript of the gene sif, whose product is annotated as protein still life, isoform SIF type 1. Gene Ontology annotation, biological process: positive regulation of axonogenesis; activation of GTPase activity; small GTPase-mediated signal transduction. The record is from RefSeq and is a predicted model, not a curated record. The transcript has 21 exons. Gene Ontology annotation, molecular function: protein binding; guanyl-nucleotide exchange factor activity. Lineage: Eukaryota; Metazoa; Arthropoda; Insecta; Diptera; Drosophilidae. Gene Ontology annotation, cellular component: membrane; synapse. The coding region runs from base 432 to 8492 and encodes 2686 amino acids.